This is a messenger RNA of Zophobas morio, 1239 nucleotides long. RefSeq lists its product as uncharacterized. Gene Ontology annotation, biological process: septate junction assembly. Gene Ontology annotation, cellular component: plasma membrane. The transcript is spliced from 3 exons. The coding region runs from base 192 to 689 and encodes 165 amino acids. NCBI's taxonomy places the organism in Eukaryota, Metazoa, Arthropoda, Insecta, Coleoptera, Tenebrionidae. The record is from RefSeq and is a predicted model, not a curated record.
AUCCAAUUAGAAAAGUGCAGCAAGGGUUAAUGUCAAUUACGUGAUUAUUAAAGCUCUUGUCUUAUUCAUUCUCCUUAGUUGUCGUACAAUAGUCGUGCAUUACGCAUCUAAGACUCGGGUAUCUGUUGCAUUAUUAAAACAGCAAAGUGGAUAACGGUGAGCUAAACUACGACGUACCAAAAAGAAUUAUCAUGUCGGCGGAAGUGGAAAAUAGUAAAGAAGAAGAGACAAAAGAACAACCGAAAAGUAUUAGACAUAAGCUUAAGUUACAUUGGCAAGUUGGAAUAAAACUGCUAGAGUUGCUCCUCUGUAUACUCUGCAUCGGCACAGGUUUUGAUGCCAUUGACACCAUGGGCAUUGGUAAUAGUGAUCUUCAUCACGUAGGUGUCUUGUACACAGCAUACACCGGUUACAUUCUCAUCACUGUAGUAUUCCUUUUGAACUACUGCUUAGAAGUGACAAUCCCAUACAGGACGUCCUCUUUAUUCUCAAUUUGUGGCGCCGGAUUGUUUUUAACUACUGGAGUUUUGUUAUUAGUAGAUAAAUCAGAUUACAUAAGACAUUACGUGAGUCCUGCCACCACACUCCAACAGUACAUGAUACUGGUGUCGGUGAUUAUUUCUUUUGCCACUAGCGCCGUUUUUACAAUCGAUUCUGUUCUAACAUUUAGAAGACAAGAGGAUUUCUAAUUUUUGAUACUUUACUAACAGUUGAUCUGUGGAGCGUGCAUGGGUUUCAUCUAUGAGCCAGUAAAUGGUAUCCACCUGGCCCACACAAAUCUGCACCACAUCGGGAUAAUGUACACAGCCUACACUGGAUUCAUGCUGAUCAAUAUCAUUCUGCUGAUUUCUCGAGUUAUCAAGGAUAGAAUUUAUUUUCCAACAAUAGUACUAUUUGCAAUAAGCGGAGCUGCGUUAUUUUUAAUAACAGGAAUUUUGUUAACGGUUGACAGAUUGAAAUUCAGUGGGAAGAUUUUUCACCCCAGACAAUAUCAAUUGAGUAUGAUGACAAUUUCGAUUUGUUUGUCAUUCGUGAAUGCCACUGUUUUUACCAUUGAAGCAGUGUUCACUUGUAUGAGGCGGCAGGACUUAUAAAUUUAUUUCAUUUAACAAAUAAAAUUAAGAAUAGUUUUUGUUUAAAGUAAGAUUUGUAUAUUUUUCAUAGAUUAUCGAAAUCCGUCCAUUUUUGUAAAAUAAAUGUAAAAAUGUACAUAACAAUAAAGAUUGCAUUUAUUCUGUU